ACCACUUCCUUCCAUAGGCCAUAUUCUCAAGUAUUCGCUAUUCUUCAGGGUCUGUAUAGUUCAUGCGAACUAUGUACACGUUCUUAGACUGAGUUCGAAGACUGGGUGGAUAUACAGACAAGAACCGUCGUUUUGAUCAGCUGCGACUUUUUCCAGACGUCACCCGGCAGGCCCGGAUUAUCACAAAGGCAAAGAGGCAAGGGACGUUUCAACAACACAAUCACAACGCAGAAACACCAAAUUUGCGAUCCUCACCUCGGAAUACUGUUUGUAUUAUAGCCCGCAUAAUACAGGCCGUCUCAAAGUCCCUUGCGGCAGUUGACUAUACAUAAGAACGACUCCCACGGGAAUUGACACCGAUACCGCCGCCGUCUUACUACUCGGACGACUCGGACGAUUUGGCCGAACCAGAAUUUUGCAGACGAGAAAUACUAUUCCGCAUUUAUAGACUGCAGGUCCUAUGAGACAAUAUCCCGCCUAGAUGCUAUAUUCCACGCUGCGCAUCCUUGCGCUGUCUGCUGGCGUGAUUGCUUCUGCUCAGGCGCUAGAACAAGACCACUUCGACACCCCGAUCCACCCGGAAUGGCUGGACGGUCAUAUGCCAACGGGGACAGCCGGCGAUGGGAAGAUUCAAAAAGAUAUCCCGAGCUAUGUGCUUGAGUACGCACCCCUGGUGCAUCUCGCCGAGGAUGAAAUACAUUGGCCUAGUGUGAUGGACGAGCAUUUGGUCCACACAAAACCAUAUGUGGAUUUCAAGCCCGUGCCAAAGGAUGAACAGCAUCCCACAGUGUGGGACUUGGGAGACCUUAACAAACACGAUGGUGGCCUUCACAUCUAUCUCCAGAGCCGGGACGAUGUAAUGACGAGCCCGGCCUGGAUGCUGAGCGCGCAUAAUAUGCCCGUACCGCCACCUGCCACCCCAGAAGGUAACGAGACCGAUUCAGCUGCGCCAAAGGGUGAGGGUAAGAGGGGCGAGAAGAGGAAGAAGAUUAGCAAGAUUGGCGGGCGGAGUCCUGCGCCUGUCGUUUUGACUGUGGUUGAUAAGGGUGAUGGAGUCAUACUUGCAUUUUGGUUCUACUUCUACAGCUACAACCUCGGCAACAGUGUCUUCGGGGUUGGCUUUGGCGACCAUGUUGGGGAUUGGGAGCAUAGUGUGAUGAAAUUCCGAAACGGGGUUCCAGAGACGAUGUUUCUUAGCCAGCAUACCGGUGGGCGAGCCUACACCUUUGGCGCCAUGGAAAAGUAUGGCAAGCGCCCCGUAAUCUACUCUGCCAAAGGCAGCCAUGCCCUCUAUGCCACACCCGGAAUCCAGGCGUACAUCCUCCCCUUCGCCAUCCUCCACGACACAACCUCCCACGGCCCUCUCUGGGACCCAGCUCUAAACGUCAUGUCCUACCACUACACCUCUCCCGAAGACCACUCCGACGUCGGCGACAAAAUGGUCAGCGAGCCUUCCACCUCCGCGUCAGUCACCGACUUCACCCCUGGCAUACUCACGCCCAGUCUCCAGAACCCCAACGCGCCCACCAGCUGGUUCUACUACGGCGGCUACUGGGGCGACAAAGGCUACCCCUCCAACGACCCGCGCCAAUACCAAGCCCCCAUAGUCGGCGAGCGCAAAUUCGUCGACGGCCCCUUCGGUCCACGCUUCAAAUCCAUAGGCCGACACGACGUCUGCCUGAAGAAAGGCCCCUGCGAGGUCAGCACGACGAUCGCGCCGCGCCUGUGGCUGCUCAACUGGCUGUACAACUGGGCGUGGGUGUGUGGCGGGUUCCUGGUGCUGGUGGUGGUGGGGAUUGCGGGGUAUACGGUGGGGAGACAUGUGAAGUGGGGACAUACGAUGUUGGUGCGGAUUCGGAGGGGGAGGGGGGAGAAGAAGGUGCUGGAGGAUGUGGAGAGGAGUCCGUUGUUGAGUGAGGCGACGAGUGAGGCGGAGGAUGGGGCGGAGCCGAGUGUUGUGGCGUUGGAUGUUGAGGGGGGGAGGGCGGUGACUUAUGGGACGAUAAAUGCGACGGUGGUUGAGGGUGCUGAUAGAGCCGGAUAGAGAGGGGUGAUAGAGUUGGGUAUGAUUUGGGAUUUGGACACUUAGAUUGAAGGAGUUGGGAAGAAUCAGUGUUCCCCAAAUAGUACUCGAAUACUAUUCGGCAUUUGCCCGAAUACUCUGGCUCUGAUAGUAUUCGCCGAAUACUCGUACGAAUACUCGCCGAAUAGUAUUCGGCGAGUUAAUGAGGCUCAACUGUAGUAUAGUAUAAUAUAGUAAUUGAAAUAUGAUAACUCUGUC
Molecule: messenger RNA, 2281 nt
Organism: Pseudogymnoascus verrucosus
Lineage: Eukaryota; Fungi; Ascomycota; Leotiomycetes; Thelebolales; Thelebolaceae
Gene: VPS62
Product: Vacuolar protein sorting protein 62
Exons: 2
Coding region: 482-2044 (520 amino acids)
Source: RefSeq, a predicted model, not a curated record